AGUAUAAAUAAAACUGCAAAGUUGAACUAGUAUUCCUCAUCUAAUUUCCUCUGAUAAUCAUUGUUCGUUUAGAAUCCUGAAAUGGAAGGUGAAACAGUGAUGCAUACAGGAGGUUGCCAUUGUAAGAGUGUAAGGUGGAAAGUGGUUGCUCCUUCCAGUGUGGUGGUAUGGGACUGUAACUGCUCAAUCUGCUACAUGAGAGACAAUUCUAACUUCACUGUACCUGCUGACAAAUUUGAGCUUUUGGGAGAUUCUGCUAAGUUUCUUACAACUUACACCUUUGGCACUCACACUGCAAAGCACACAUUCUGCAAAAUAUGUGGUAUAACUUCAUUCUAUUAUCCACGCUCAAACCCAGAUGGGGUUGCGGUUACAAUCAGUUGUGUGGACAAUGGAACGAUGAAAAUCAAUGAAAUCAAGAAUUUUGAUGGGAAGAAUUGGGAACGCUCAUAUAAUGAGACAGGCAUCGCUUCUCGUUCAAAGGUGCAGAAGUAACUAGCAUAACAACAAGGGAUACAAAUCAGUUGUUAUCAUUAGCAAGUCCUAUAUGAAGUUUUUAUGUAUGUCCCUUAACUCAUUUUGUGUAUCUGCUGCUAAUACUCUGGCUCUAAUGUAUAUGAUGUAAUGCUAAUAAUAAAAAUCUAAAAAUAACUCAGAAGUUUCUUCAAUCGUUUCCUAUCUUAUACACAAUCAAUCAGUUAUAAUGCACAACAGUAAGUGUAGAGUGAAGACAAUUUAUGGCAUAUUUGAGCAAAACAAGUACCGCGAUUAAAGCAAAAGUUCAACUUUUCUCGCACAAUGACUUUGUUUUCCCAGAUUCUACUAAGUGAGCACCACUUGGAAAAGAAAAAGCAAAAUUUCAACUUUUCACGACCCUUUUGCAAGCUUCAGAACUAUAUCCCUCUCAUGUGAUGUUCACCAACUUCUGUAUCGCUCACAACAUAAAAACAGGGGGACUCGAUGAAGCGCGCCAGAUGUUCGAUGAAAUGUCUCUUAAAAUAGUUUGGUUGUAUGGGACUAUUUUGUUCCUUGGAAAGCAGAUUCAUUUACUCCUUUUUCAAAUCUGGACAUGAGAGGCUUGGUUUUGUGAGAGUGCUUUAUUGUAUUUCCAUGAUGUGAAGAGAGUUUAUGAUAG
Lathyrus oleraceus (garden pea) is the source of this 1135-nucleotide messenger RNA. RefSeq lists its product as uncharacterized. The coding region runs from base 82 to 495 and encodes 137 amino acids. Gene Ontology annotation, molecular function: carbon-sulfur lyase activity. NCBI's taxonomy places the organism in Eukaryota, Viridiplantae, Streptophyta, Magnoliopsida, Fabales, Fabaceae. The record is from RefSeq and is a predicted model, not a curated record. The transcript has a single exon.